Aspergillus pseudonomiae is the source of this 1182-nucleotide messenger RNA. Its product is annotated as protein-L-isoaspartate O-methyltransferase. Gene Ontology annotation, molecular function: protein-L-isoaspartate (D-aspartate) O-methyltransferase activity. NCBI's taxonomy places the organism in Eukaryota, Fungi, Ascomycota, Eurotiomycetes, Eurotiales, Aspergillaceae. Gene Ontology annotation, cellular component: cytoplasm. Bases 278 to 997 code for a protein of 239 amino acids. The record is from RefSeq and is a predicted model, not a curated record. Gene Ontology annotation, biological process: protein modification process. The transcript is spliced from 3 exons.
AAGUCUGACAGGUUAAGUAGGUAACUAACCAGUUACUCGUGACCUUUCGAUGUUAGAGUGGCGUCAUACAGGACGGUACGUCCAAACCUCAUCCUUUUGAUAUGUUGACGAGCCCAGUACAAAUAUUGAAGGAAAUCCUAGAUGCUAAGCAGCAUAGGAUGAUAGUAUAGCCUACUUACAAGCCUCAGGGUCUUCUUGCGAUCAGCGUCGCUUUCUAAAUACCAAGUUCCCCCGGAUCGCCUUACUCUUACUUUAGGCCACCACAAAGUGCAUCUCAAUGGCGUGGUAUUGCUCUGGCUCAACCAAUGCGGAACUGGUUGAUAAUCUCUUCAAGGCGGGAUUGGUAAAGAAUGAAAGAGUAAAAAAUGCUAUGUUGGGGGUUGAUCGAGCCCAUUAUGCACCCUCAAGGCCUUACUCGGACUCCCCACAACCUAUUGGGUAUGGUGCGACAAUCUCCGCUCCCCACAUGCACGGUCAUGCAUGCGAGUACCUCAUCGACUUCCUCAGGCCGGGUUCGCGGGUACUCGAUAUUGGCUCGGGUUCUGGAUAUCUGACCCAUGUCCUCGCAAACCUUGUUACAGAUCCCUCUGUACCUGAUGACUUAAAUGGCCACGUUAUUGGAAUUGAUCAUAUACCAGAACUUGUUGACUUGGCUGAUAAGAAUAUGCACAAGUCGGACCAAGGCCGCAAAUUGCUAGAUACAGGAAAGGUGAAGUUUAUUAUUGCUGACGGCCGUUUGGGAUGGCAAGAGGGAGCACCGUAUGAUGCUAUCCACGUUGGUGCAGCGGCGGAAAAGCUCCACCCGGCAUUGAUCGCGCAACUCCGUGCCCCAGGCCGAAUGUUUAUCCCCGUUGACACGGAGUGUGACGGGAGUGCUCGUGGAUUCGGCGGCGGCCAAUACAUUUGGGUAGUGGACAAGAGGGUGGACGGGUCAGUCCACAAGGAAAAGGUGUUCCAGGUUAGCUAUGUUCCGCUGACCGACCCGCCAAAGAAGUAAACAAACAGUUGGAUAUAAUGUCCUUUUCACGUUCUACAUAAGCAAUGAAAGUGACCUUGACUUAACUAUGUGGAAGACUGCCGGCAUUCGAGUUUACAUGGAUAGUAUCACAAAAGUCCAGAGCAUUUUCGCCGAGAUUAUAGCAAUAGUUAUGAUCUGAUUGCUUUGAAGUUUUGAGCUUAGUG